Messenger RNA from Botrytis cinerea B05.10, 1522 nucleotides. RefSeq lists its product as hypothetical. The coding region runs from base 257 to 1069 and encodes 270 amino acids. NCBI's taxonomy places the organism in Eukaryota, Fungi, Ascomycota, Leotiomycetes, Helotiales, Sclerotiniaceae. The record is from RefSeq and is a predicted model, not a curated record. The transcript has a single exon.
GGUUAGCUAAUCAAUAAUAAAUCAGGAAAAUUCAAAGGAUCUCUUGAAAACAUUCUUUGUUGAGCAAAUUGGUUGAGCAAAGUGAAUGCAACCCUAACAAUAUCAGGUCAAUGACAGUCGGGAAAGACCCAUUCCGAGCCCAGAUUGUUUCUUUUUAAACAAAAUCAAACAGCACUUGAUCAAUAGUUCGAAAUACCAUUCUCGAACCUUGAACUUCCCAUCGUCAAAGAAAAGCCACCAACAACAACCUUGGUGUAUGAUGGAUUCAUCAAAGUCCCAAGUCCUCAUAGAUUUGUGCUUUACAAAUUUUUCUUGCUUCCCUAAAGAGGUACAGCUUGAAAUUUGGUUCCAAGCGCUUCCAGAAGGACAACUCGUCUACCAUGAUCCUCUUGGGCCAUUCCAACCACCAAAGCCCUCCGCCUUGUACUACGCCUGUCUCGACUCUCGCGACGUUUAUCUUAAGCACUACAAGCAACUAUACCUUCACGAUUACGCCUGUUUGUUUGCGGAGAUCGGUAGAGAAACAUAUCCUUCGUUCUACAACCCAAUAAAGGAUACACUUGUAUACACGUGUACGAAUCACCUCUUACUUCAACAAAUCUGCGAAUGCUGUAGCACAGAGAAGAACCUGCGCUCUCAAGCUCGUUACAUCGCCUUUGUAGCUGAUCGAAAAUGCUUUAGUCCACCCGGAUUACCUACAUCGCACAAUUCCAGAUAUAGGCCAUUGGCUAUCUCACCAGAAUUUGGAUUUGGACUUUGGAAGUAUAUGUACGAACAUUUCCUCUACGUCAAUCCCGUCGUUGAAUCGGUUACUUACGUGGUUGGAAGGAGGACAAUCGAGAGGACGGCUGUAGUAUACCCUCAGUUAAAGUUGGUAAUGACGCUCAAAGAGUUCGGAGAGCAACGAUUGAGUCGGUGGAAGUACUGCAACAAUAUCGCGAAGAAGUACCAUGAACGUACGAUCAACGAGAUUCGCAGUGGUUUCGAGAAGUGGAAAGAGAUACACCCGGAAGUGAAAAUUCCGCGAAUCGAGAUGGCGUUCCCGAAGAAACAAUACACGUCAAAAUAGAAGAUUGAUAAGGGUUCGUUCUUGAGAUUGGACACGGGGCUCUAUACUCAUUCUUGUUCAUUAGGUAUCGAGGUGAAACGGAGAGACGGGGAUGGAGAUUACUUAUAAAGCUUCUGGAAAUGGGAUUGUCCGCUUUUCUUCGAUAAAUGAUCCUAAGUUAUGGAAGCAGAUGAUAUCACAGUCGAGGCACCGAGGAUAGUGCAUUGAAAUCCAAGAACGAGGAAUAUCAAUGAGUGGCUGUUUGACUCAAGGGUUGGGAUUCUUGAUGAAGGACUAGGUUGCAUACGGUCGUUCUCCAUCCAUCUGCUAGGGUAGAAGUCUGCAGACGCAAGAAAGAUAUAUUCAAACCCACAAUCGCUUUUUGACCGUGAUAAACACACAGCCCUGGAACAGUCAUUGUACCAAUAGUAAAAAACUCCCAAUCAAGAAUCCCGUAUGGCGAUGGCGAUUUCA